Myxocyprinus asiaticus (Chinese sucker) is the source of this 9449-nucleotide messenger RNA. Its product is annotated as transmembrane protein 131-like. Lineage: Eukaryota; Metazoa; Chordata; Actinopteri; Cypriniformes; Catostomidae. The coding region runs from base 4110 to 8219 and encodes 1369 amino acids. Gene Ontology annotation, cellular component: membrane. The transcript is spliced from 34 exons. The record is from RefSeq and is a predicted model, not a curated record.
UGGCAUGAAACAACUCACAAAUUACUGGACUCCUACCCCCAACACUGUAGGGAACCAACAACUGGCUGACGACCUGAAUGUGACAAGGAGAUGCUUGGUGUCCUUUCAAGGUCACUCGAAGAGCUCGAUCUCGAGUGGUCACCUCCAGAUGAACCUACACAAUCUCGCCUUGAUGGAUCGUUCCUGCAGUCCGGACGCCGUCAAGCGACCGCGUCCCGCAGAUCUGCCCCGUUCUUCCCUGAAGUUCAUAACGAACUGUCAAAAUCCUGGUGUGCACCCUAUUGAGCUCGCCCGUGCAGUGAUUCCAUCCUCUCUAAUUUGGAUCACGGGGAAGAAAAAGGUUUUGCCCAACUACCCCCUGUGGAGGAGGUGGUAGUGGCACACCAAACCCUCUGCGCAGCAAAAGCACUCCUGACGGGCAAAGCCCUUUGAAGCGGAAUGCAGAGCUCGCUGUUCCCUCCGGGUCUGCUCCGAAGAAGGCUUGGAGAUACACAACACUGUUCCCCAUCUCCCCACUGUUGUUUGUCGGGAAAGGAAUGCUGCUGUUCACAAUAUUGUUCAAAAUGUUGUUUCUGUGACUCACAUUCAAAUAAGUGCAAUAAUUUUUUUUUUAAAAGAAUACAGCGCUCGUUGCACAUGCAUGAGACGCUCAUACAUUCUCAAUAAAGAGCUCUUUUCCUUUUCAAAGCCCACACAUUAUGCACAAUCGCUGAACAAACCAAACUGCCCUCUGUCCCCUUACGCGUAUUUCAGAUUGGGUGCUAAAAACGAUCGAACAUGGGUAUAUGAUCCAAUUUGCAUGUCGGCCACCCCGUUUCUUCAGCGCUCUGUCUUCCAUGUUUUCAUCCAAAGACGCACCAGUGUUACGAGCCAAAAUAAACAGUCUCCUCGUGAAAAGCGCAACACAGGUUGUUCCAAAUUGUCAAACCCAAAAAGGUAUUUACAGCCUUUAUUUUCUUGUCCCAAAGAAAGACGGUGGAAAGAAAGAAGAUUCAGCCAAUCCUAAAUCUUAGACAUUUGAAUCACGCACUUGUAAAGCGCCCAUUCAAAUGAUUACUCAGAAACGGAUCUAAUCGCACGUCCGCCCACAUGUUUGGUUUGCGUUGAUAGAUCUUAAAGAUGCAUACUUUCAUGUCCAAAUUGUACAACCUCACAGGAUGUUUUUGAGAUUCGCGUUCGAGGGAAUGGCAUAUCAAUUCAAUAUCCUGUCCUUCGGGCUGUCUCUGGCUCCUCGCAUGUUCACAAAGUGCAUCAAUGCAGUUCUCGCCCAUCUGAAACUGAGUGGCGUACAUAUUUUGAACUACCUCGACGAUUGUCUGUGACAAAUCAGAGGAUCUGUUAUGCCAGCACAGGGACUUACUGCUUCAGCAUCUAAACAGCUUAGGCCUCAAUGUCAACUGGGCGAAGAGCACGCUCUUCCCCCAGCCAGCAAAUCUCCUUUUUGGGAGUCCGCCUCAACUCUGUGAGCAGGCACGCACACCUCACGAAUGAGCGCAUUCAGGCCAUUCUGCAGUGUCUGUCUCAGUUCAAACUGGGGAGAACACUUCCACUGAGGCUGUUUCAAAAUGCAAUGUGGUUUAUGGCGGCAGCAUCCGAUGUCAUUCCAUUAGGUCUUUCACACAUGAGACCUCUUCAGUGCUGGCACUGUGUGCCACAACAUGCUUGGUGCCAUGGGCACAUGCGCAUCACUAUAUCUCGCUGCUGUAUAGCUGCUCUAGCACCUUGGCUCCUGCCUUUUACCAGAGAGGUGUCAUGCUGGGGCAGAUUUUCAGACAUAAAGUGGUGACUACGGAGGCUUCCAACACAGGUUGGGGCGGUUUGCGAUGGAUGCCCGGCUUUGGCACCUAAACAGGUGCGAGGAGGGCGUGGCAUAUCAACCUCCUAGAGCUAUCAGCUGUAUUCUUAGCAAUGAAGGCUUUUCAGUCAGAAAUAGCGAACUGUCAUAUUCUAGUUCGCUCAGACAACAUGACAGUUGUGGCCUAUAUAAACCGCCAAGGCAGAAUACAUUCACCGCCAUUGAUGAGACUGACGCAUCACCUCCUCCUGUGGAGCGAGCAUCAUCUCCUUUCCCUGAGAGCGACAUAUGUCCCAGGCCAUCUGAAUUACUGUGCAGACCUAUUGCCACGCCAAGGGGUGAUACCGGGCGAAUGGAGACUUCAUCCUCAGACUCAGAUUUGGGAAAUCUAUCUAUUUGCCUCAGUGGAGAACGCCCACUCUCCCCUCUGUUACUUGAAGUUCUAAGCCCCACUGGGAUAUGACCACAAAUGGCCAGUGAAAUGCAAAUAUUCUGUUUGCCCCAUUGUGCCUCCUUCACUCUGUCAUAUGCAAAGUCUGAGAGGACAAGGAAACUAUUCUAUUGGUUGUGCCGAAAUGGCCCAAUCAGCCAUGGUUUCUGGAAAUUAUAGAGAAGUUGUACGGCUCACCAUGGGAAAUACCGCUGAGGAGGGAUCUCCUCUCUGAGGUGCAAGGCACAGUCUGGCAUCCCCAGCCCAAGCUGUGGAACCUGCAUGUGUGGCCCCAGAACUGAUGCCGUCGACGAGACGCCUCUACGUGUUGAGAUGGAAUGUGUUCACUGAUUGGUGUCUUUCACAUGGCAAAGACCCAAUAAACUGCCCCAUACAUGAAAUUCUCAUAUUUCUUCAAGAGUGAUUAGAAGCAGGACUCAUUCUGAGGUUUCAACUAGGUUGUGUGGAAGGACACUCCACAUAUGUGUUAGCAGAACACAAUGUCUCGUUCCCUUCGUCUCAAGGAACCGAGGUUACGUACGUAACUGAGACGUUUUAAUAUUAGGUGUAAGCCUAAUAAAUUCCCUUGUGUUCCCAAAAUAAUGCUGCCAAAUAUGUGUUCUUAUCGAAUUUGUGUUUGUAUUGAAUUUCGUUAAUACAGUUAUUGAUACCUAAAAUAAAAUGGAACUAAAUUUUAGAUUCAGUUCCAUGGACUUGUAUUAUUUUAUGAUUUCAUCGCUUUCGGCUUUGUUUCUUUAAAACGAAGAUAUAUAUUAGUGAACCUGCAGAGUUGCGUUCACAAUGCAUGUUUUUUUUUUUUUUUCUCCCAAUUUGGAAUGCCCAAUUUCCAAUGUGCUUUUUAAGUCCUCAUGGUCGCAUAGUGAUUCGCCUCAGUCCAGGUGGCGUAGGAUGAAUCCCAGUUGCCUCCGUGUCUGAGACGGCUGGCUUGUUGAGCGUGUUGCCACGGAGACAUAGCGUGUGUGGAGGCUUCACGCCAUCCACUGCGGCAACCAUGCUCAACUCCCCACGCGCCCCACCGACAACAAACUACAUUAUAGCAACCACGUGGAGGUUACCCCAUGGUGACUCUACCCUCCCUAGCAACUGGGCCAAUUUGGUUGCUUAGGAGACCUGACUGGAGUCACUCAGCACUCCCCUGGGAUUCGAACUAGCAAACUAACGAACUCCAGGGGUGGUAGCCAGCGUCUUUACCACCGAGCUGCCCAGGCCCUAGUUCACAAUGCAUGUUAAGCGCAAACUGCUCUGUGGAAAUAAAGCGAAUUAAACUCACAGCACCUCCUGAGAUGGUCAGAGAUCAUUUGCAGCAUUCUCAUAGCAACACUAUUCUUGCAACAGUUUUCAGACAAAUGAAACAGAGAAAAAAGAGUGACAACUCUUUACAUGGGCAUGUUCUUUGUGUCUCCUUCCAAUGUUGCAGGUAGAUGAGCAAAUUUACCAAUGCACGAAAUACCCAUAUUUGGAGGAGCUUGCAAACUGGAUUCAGGCUCGUUGCAUUUGGAUUGAAGAACGUCUUGAAGUGUCCUGUAGCAGCUCUCACCACCUGCCAACUGCCAUUUGAUAACACGGCCAGCUGUUGAACUCUGCUUGACCAGGCAUCAGAUCUUCCCCGUGUCUUUUUAUGCCCUCACUCAGCAUGGAGAACUUGAAAAGCUGUUUAAAGUAAAAUAAACACGAUCUCUGAGACUCAGCUCCUCAUUAUGUGUGCAGGAGAUUGGGAGACGGCUCCUGUUUCAGCCGCCCACACUGGAGUUUGGACCACAGCCUGUAGGGCUGCCAAGAGCUGAAACCAUAUAUAUCCACAACCCUAGCCAGGAGCUCCCCGUCACUCUGCUCUCAGUGUUUACAUCCAGCAGACAUUUUCACAUGCCCUCCUUUCACAAAAGGGUGAUUCCACCCAGAGGGAGGACAUCUUUUAAAGUAAUUUUUCUUCCCACAGUGGAGGGUGAUGAAGAAAUCUCUUUAUUUAUUAACACAUCAACCCAUGGAGUGAUAUCAUACCAGGUUUUUGGGAUUGGCAUCCAUGGGGGAUCUGUCAGGGACAUCCACAAAAAAAAUAGCAUUCUGUUAUUUCCCCACAUACAGAGCAUUAAGCUAACACAAACUCAGGAAGAUGCCCCUAAUAUAACAAUUUUAGGUCUGCUGCUUGAUUGCAGUUUACCGAAAAUAUUCUACAAUCAGCCCCAGGGUGGAUGUUUAGUAUCUGAGGAGGGCAGAAUUGCACUUCAGAUCAGUCUUUCUGAAAGAGGGGAAAGGCCUACCCACCUGGACAAACUCAAGCCCUAUGUACUGGAGAAUAUUAUGGUUCUGCUGGUCCUCCCACCACCAGGAAAUUCUGUCUCAGAUUCAAGAAUAGGAGUGUACAUGUUGAACUCGGGGGUUAAAAAGCUCUUUGUUAAGGAAAUGCAGCUCUUGUCAAGGACAGACAGCAGUGUAGAACUAAAUGAAGUGCUGCUCCAGCCUUCUGCUACUAACUUCACACAAGUGGCUUCACACUUCUGUAGAUGGUCUUUGUCAGCUAAAAGUAAAAGGUGUACUAGUCAGUUCAGCCUGCAGAUAUUAGCAGACAGAACAGUGAAUUUGUAUCCACUGCUGGAUGCCACACACAGGUGGUGGGACUCUGAACGGAGUUCUUUGGUUCAGGUCAGACUGAAGCAGAGAGGUUCAGAGCAUGUGGAGCUUUGGCUGUCCAACCAUCUCCCCACUACCUUCAGAAUCACUAGCAUCUCCCUUUCCCAACACAUGCACAAACUCUUCAAGAUGGUCAAUUUUACAAAGUCCUUGGAUUUGUGGUCAGGUUGCUGGAAGCUCCUGUCUCUUCAGCUAGUCUACCCAUCAGCUAAAUCUUUACCCACCAACCUCAGGACCACAGUUACUCUGACAACCAGUGUAGGGCUCCCACUGAAGCUUCAUCUCCAUAUGUAUUCCACUGCAUCAAAGCAUGGAGAUGUUAUGUUUGAGUCUGCUGAGGAGUGUGAACGGCUCUGUCCUCUCCAUAUGUCCAAAGCAGGACGUGCUGAGUGGCAGCAAACUCUUCUCCCAGAAUUAUCCUCUUCCCUCUGGAGAGUGGACAGCAGUCUGGCCUCCUCUCUGUGUAGCCGUUGGCACUGUAGCAAAGAGCUGUCCUGCAGAUGGCCCAGACUUCCUGCAGACCACUCUUUACCUCUCAACUUUGGGGCCACACCUGUCAACGAUAGUAAGGUUAAGAAUUUCACUCUGAAAAACCCGACCGGUUCAGUGGUUUCUGUGGAGAUCAGAACCCUUUCCUCAUACCCAGUACCACUUGAAGCCCUAGAAAUGCUGACCAAAUGGUUUAAUAUUAGCCCGCUAUCUGUGAAUAUCACUACAACAGAAUUUUUACUGUUGGCUGCUAACCAUAAGGAAAGUGAGAGAGGCAGUGUGUUGAGAUUCCUUCUUCAUCCAUGGGAGUCAAAGAUGGUUUCAGUGGCAUACCAACCCACAGAUCACAAGCCUGUUACCUCUCUGCUCCUGAUCAGGAACAAUCUGACCGUGUUUGACAUGGUUCUGGUUAAAGGGUUUGGAGCUAAGGAGCUCCUGAGGGUGGGGGGAAAGCUCCCCGGGCCUGCAUCCUCACUGCGUUUCAACGUACCCCAGUCUACUCUCAUGGAAUGCAGAGAUGGUUUGAGGUCAAGUAAGCCUUUGAUUGCCAUCCAAAAGAGUUUUAAAGUGGAGAAUGCAGGCAUGUUGCCACUGACUGUAAUAUCUAUGAACAUUAAUGGAUAUAAAUGUCAGGGUUACGGCUUUGAGGUGCAGGAAUGCAGAUCAUUCAGAGUGGACUACAACUCGUCCUCAGAAAUCACCAUUGCAUUUACGCCAGACUUCACGUCUUCGUGGGUGAUCAGAGAUUUGACUUUGGUAACAGAGCGUGGCUCUUCCUUCCACUUCACCCUCAAUGUGACUCUGCCUCACCACAUGCUGUCCCUGUGUGCUCAGGUGGUGCCAGGCCCCAGCUGGGAGGAGUCCUUCUGGAUCAUCACACUGGUCUUUACCUGUUCCUCUCUUGCUGGUGUGUGUCUGAUCGCUUUCCAUCAAGCUCAGCACAUUCUGAGUGAGUUCUCCACACCCAGUCCCCACACCAAUCACAACUCAGUACCUCGUGAAAAUAGCAGUGUCAACCACAGCUCCUCAAACGGUGUCAGCAGAGGGAAAGGUAGUUGUAAGAACUACACUGACACAUCUGACAAAGGCAAGGGGAGGGGCUCUCCAGCCAUGGCCAAUGGGACUGUUCGAUCACAGUCCUCAUCCAAGAAAAGUUCCGGAGGCUCAUCCCAGCCUCCAAAGAAGCAAACUAAAGUUUCAUUCCUCUACUGUAGAUACAAAAGUAGCCCUGCAGCUGCUGCUGCAAAUGCUUCUGCUACCUCUGCCUUUUCCAACCCUUCCACGGAUGAAGAGGAAGAUCGCAUCUUUGAGUUGGAUCCAGAGGUUUGUAAUAACAAUAACAACGAUGUAUUAGAUGAAACCCUACUUUUUCCUGAGAAGAAAGAUCACUUUAAAGAAUCCAGAGAGGACAAGGCAUUGCCAGUUGAUAUGUUUCCCAUGGAAACACUUUCUGGAUUACCUGAAAACAUCACAGCAAGCAAAGUCCCUCAACCUGUAGAUGAAGUGAUAGAGAAUGAUGAAAGUAAAAGAAAAAGCAAUGCCGAAAAAAGGGAUAACGUAAAUGAAGAGAAGAUAGAGAGAGGCAGCAGUCAGAUGAAGAGGCCAGAGAAAGAUGCUGAACUUCGAGUAUCUGACAACAACACCAAAGGAAAAAAAAACUCAGGCAGAAGUCGCAGGAAGGCUGCUGAACUCAUUACUGGGCCUCCUGAAAACAACAUUGUUAUGAUGACGGAGAGUGAGAGAGAACCUGAUUGUAGAGACUCCCGUAAUGUUGCUAGAAUCCGCAACAUGAAACCUGAACAACCCAAAAUAGGACCUAACCCAGACAGCCCUCUCAAACACAGUUCCACAUGUUUGGGUAGACAGAGGCACAAGUGUCCAGAGCGACGACUGCAAUGGGAAUUAGGCUCUGAUUCAAGCAGCUCAUCUGGCAGUGUGAGAGCCAGCCGAGGCUCCUGGGGCAGCUGGAGCAGCGCUAGCAGCAUAGUGGGAGAAAAGGAUCCAAAAAGAUAUCCCAGCAGGAAACGAGGCAACAUCCAUUACAACCCAUAUCCAACAGAUCGUGAAUGUUACCUGAACAUGAACUAUACUUACAAAACUCAAAGCAUGAACAGUCUUUAUGUCAGGGAACCGUGCCAAAGCCCAGAGGGCUGUCCUGCCCCUGCACUCCCUCACAGCUUCGCAGAUGUAGCUGGAGGUAUGGAAAAGAACAUUGAUAUGAUUAGCUCUAAUGUGUUAGAAGAAACUUGGUCAGCCCCCUCAAUUCCUCUGACCAAUGAAUUCAGGUACAACAUGACCGAAUCACUCCCCUUUGUCCCACAGAGUCCCUCAUCCGGCUAUAAUGGCUUCCCUUGGAACAACAUGAACAGCCAGUGCACGAGUCAAUAUCCAUAUAGUCAUCAGACAAACUUCUUGCCACCUGGGAUUGGCAAUUACCGAAAGGCAUUCUCAUGCCAUGAAAGCCAAAUCACGACCCACAGCCAUCAACCAUUCUGGGGUGAGAAGGGAGCACAUGACAUGAACUCCACUUGGAACACUGGCAGUUGUGUGGGCAGCAAGCCAUACUUUCCAGGAACCAGAAGUCUCUCACCCAUGUCCAGUCUAUUUGGCUCUAUCUGGACACCCCAAAGCGAGCCUUACCAGAACCAUUUCCACACAGCACCUGUCUCGCCCCAUUCACCAGUCUCACCCAUUGCAUCUUUCAGUCGUGAACCAGGCAGCGCCUGCCCAGGCAAACAGUACUCCAGCUUCAACCCCUUUGGACCACACAUGAAUUUGGACAUAUGGAACUCCUCUUCAAACCGUAGCUCCAACUCUCAGCUUUCCAACGAUUCGGGCUACUGUGGGGAUAUGUGAGGGAACAGUGCAAAAGUGGUGCUUUUGAAAAAUGAUGAUAAAGGAAUGUGCUUUUAUCUCUAAUGGGGAAAAAUGUGAAUAUUCUUUUAUGUUUGUUGUUGUGGGUUCAGCAUUUUGUUGUAUAUUUUUCUAGAUGUUUUGCAUUUUUGACCAUUGAAAAUAAAAUCAAGUUUUGUACUUAGUUACUUUAAAAAAAAAAAAAAAAUUGAAGUGAGUUACUUUUUGCCAUCAGGGAGUACCAUUGCCAUGAACGGGUGUACCUGGUCUGCAACGAUGUUUAGGUACUGUAGGUGGCACGUGUCAAAUUCAGAACAUUGCCCAGAGCAUCACACUUCCUCCACCGUCUUUUCAUCUUUCCACAGUGCAUAUUGGUGCCAUCACUUCCCCAGGUAAACGGUGUACACGUACACGGCCAUCCACGUGAUGUAAAAGAAAACGGGACUCAUCGGACCAGGUGACCUUCUUCCACUGCCCCAAGGUCAAGUUCUGAUGCUCACGUGCCCAUUGUAGGUGCUUUCGAUGGUGGACAGGGGUCAUCAUGGGUCAUCAUGGGCACUCUGACCGGUCUGCUGCUACGCAGCCUCAUACGCAGCAGGGUGUGAUGCACUGUUUGUUGUGACACAUUCCUCCCGUAACCAUCAUUGACAUUUUCUGUGACUUGUGCCACAGUAAACCUUCUGUCGGUUUGGAUCAGACGGGAUAGCCUUUUCAUUGAGCUUUGGGCGCCCAACACCCUGUUGCUGGAUUGUGGUUUGUCCCUCCUCGGACCACUGUCGGUAGGUACUCACCACUGCUGACUGGGAGCACCCCACAAACCUUGUCAUUUCAAAGAUGCUCUGAAACAGUCGUCUGGCCAUAACAAUUUGGCCCUUGUCAAAGUUGCUCAGGUCUUUACUCCUGCCCAUUUCUCCUACAUUCAACACGCUGACUACAAGAACUUAACAUCUAAUCUACCCAGACCUUGACAUGUGGCCUUGUUAGGAGAUGAUCAGUGUUAUUUGCUUCACCUGUGAGUGGUCAUAAUGUUUUGGUUCAUUAGUGUAAUUCUGUGCAAUAACCAGGGUCAGAAGUUAAAGGUGUAGUUCACCCAAAAAUGAAAAUUCUCUCAUCGUUUACUCACCCUCAUGCCAUCCCAAAUGUGUAGGAAUUUCUUCUGCUGAACACAAACAAAGAUUUUUAGAGGAUUACCUUAGCUAUGUAGGUCUAUACAGUGCAAGUGAAUGUAAUCAG